GGGUUGGUUUCAUUGACCUAAUUGGUCCAUAGACAUUGCUAUACUUUUCCCACCACCCACUCAAAGAAUUUGAUCUACAAAUUAAUUACAAAAUAAAAAGGUGGGAAACGAACAAUACUAUCCAUUCCUAACCUCCUUGCGCUUUCUGGUCAACUACCCCAUCGUGCCUGUGCAUGCAUAGUUGCACACCACCACCGCAAUUUUCUCUCCAAUCCCAAAUUUUGACGGAAAAUUUUUAAACUUUCCCAUUACCCAAUCUCUUCUUGUCCUUUCCCUUCACAACCCCUCAAUUCCCAAUUCCCAAUUCCCAGUCCCCUUCCUUUUCUCUCUUCCACACAUAUCUGCUCAAUCGCAGAAUGUGUCCGCUGAGACUGAUUUUGAUAUUCCUCUCGGCCACGCUGGCCGGAUUUUUCGUCCUCAGAGGCCUCAAGUCUCAACCCCAAGUCCCCGAUUCUGAUUCAAAUGCUGCGCCGCCUGCCGCCGACGAUCCCAAAGCUUCCGUUAACCGAUCUGCCAAGGUUUUAUCAGCAAUUGGGUCGGGAUUGCGGUGCUUCGUAGACAUGGCCAGCGGGCGCUACCUCUGGACCCAUCUGGUUUCGUCCUCCGCGCGAUCCCACUGAUCCCCGAGUUGCUUCCCUUUCAAGAUACGCGUUUUUAAGGUCCAAUUGUACCGCGAUGAUCUAAUUUUACUGUUAAUUGAAGAACCCUGUUGUUGUGGUGGUGGUGGUUGAUGUUCUUGCUGGAUUUGUACUUUAUUGAAUAACGAAUGCCUGUUGCACCUAACUUUGAUUCGAUCA
Messenger RNA from Malania oleifera, 797 nucleotides. RefSeq lists its product as uncharacterized. The transcript is spliced from 2 exons. The coding region runs from base 357 to 620 and encodes 87 amino acids. NCBI's taxonomy places the organism in Eukaryota, Viridiplantae, Streptophyta, Magnoliopsida, Santalales, Ximeniaceae. The record is from RefSeq and is a predicted model, not a curated record.